CAGCUGGCUUUAACAGCUGGCCCAACAGAACCCACCGAGCCAGCAGAUCCGCAGUUCCGCAGUCCGCAGUCCGCAGUCCAGCCGUGGCCAGGCCCAGCAGUCGUCGCCAAUCAUUCAUUCAUUGACCCGCACCUCUCAAACAAGAAAUCAAUCAAAAUCGAAGUUGAAGCCGGAUGCCCGUCGUGCGCCCGCCUGUCGACCGGGUGCAUGGUCCUGCGCCAGGAUUGGCUUGCCUCAUCCAGUGUCCAACCAGCCAGCCGCACCACUAGCCGCAUCGUCGUCUCCCUCCGUGCGCUGGCUUCAAUCACGCCAUCCAUCAGAUCCAACCAGGCAGACGCCACUCAUGCCGGCCAGCCCUUGGACCCGUGUCUGCGGUCAGCCGGGGGUGACCGCUGUGCACUGGCCGUGAUGUGCUGAGCCCGGAGGAGGCCAGGCCGGCGGUUGGUCUACGCUGCUCCGCUGGGCCCGUAAGACUGAAAAUUGACAGUGCCCGUAAACCCGUAGCGCCCGCUUGGCCCGCUUGGCCCGCUGAGCGACAAAAUGGACGAGUACGAUCGACAAUGGUCGGGCAUGCAAAAGUACUUGCCCUUUUUGGACAAGAUGAUCGCCAAGUUGGAGCGCACCCGCGACCAGACCAAGGACCCCCAAUUGGCCAAGAUGAAGUCCCUCCAUCACAUCCUCACCGACACCGACAAGAAACUCAAGCUCGAGACCCUCCUCAAGUGCCAAGAGGUGCUCGUCAAGCUCUAUCAGAAGGUGGAAGGGCCGCCCAUUCCCACCCCGCCUUCGGCCUCGCCGGCCUCGCCUCCAGCCGAGCCCCGUCCCGCCUCCCGCCCCACCUCGCCGCCCCGGACGGCUAGUCGACCGGCCGAUCGGCGACCCAGUCAUCGCCCGGAUGAAGCCCGUGCCCCUCGUGGGGAGCGCGGGAACCGCUCGGAUCGUUCGGAUCGCCCCCCUCGCUCCGAAUCCCUUGAUCGACGCGACCCUGGCUCAGUCUCGCCUCAUCGCACCUUCCGACCCGCGCCUGGGCCCACCUUUCCCCGCGGCGGGAUGGCUCGACCGCCGGCCGGUCGCAUCAACCCUUGGCAGUCGUCGCUCGGGGCCCGACCCCUCCGUCCCGGUCUCGAUCCUUGGCGUCCCGGUCCGCCCCAUCGGGCGCCCCGGCCCUUUUGGCGGGGCGGUCGGGGGGGAUUUGAACCUCCCUUUCGAGGUGGAUUUAGCCGAAGUGGACCUCCGCGGGAGUUGAUUUCGCCUUGGUCAGCCCCACCCACCCAUGGGCCUCGUCCCGGUUGGUUGGGUCCGGGUGGGCCCCGCGCAUCCCACCCCGACGCCUUUGAUGAACCCGUGUUUGACCAUGGUCCUGGCCCGAUCCCCAACGCUCUCCGGGGUCGGGAUCGCGCUCGUGACCGGGUCGAUUUUGAAAAUCGAUUUGGAGGCUCUCAUGACGAUUAUGAGCGGGAUCUUAUUGAACGGCCGGAUUUUAACCGCCCAUUUGAUCGCUAUCGAGAAAAUGGUCCUGUCGCUCAUCCUCGCCAGCCGAAUUAUCGUUCGGAUCGUCAGCUGCCUGACGCGUUCCCUGAGCGUCAUCCUCGAUCGGGUACCCAGGCCCGACCCAGUCGAUGGAGCUCAGACGACCGCAUCCCACCACUGGCUGAGCGCGAGCCCCAUUCUCAUCGCGAUUUCCGGUCCGACCGCCGUCAGUCCCCCUCCUUGGUGCAUCGUUUACCCCAGAAAAGUCCUCAUCCCUUAGACGCCAAACCGCGACGAGAUCCACGGGUCAGCUCCUCAUCAGUGAUCGAGUCACCCGCCUCGCCCCCGCCCGAGACUUUGUCCGACUCUCGACUGGAAACCCCUCAGUCACCUCCUUUAGAAACCCCGCUUUCCCCUAGUCCGGCUUCCCCUAGUCCGGCGUCACCUCCAUCGCCCCGCUCGAUACCUAUGAACACACCCAUGUCACCCCGGGCGAAUCAACCGUCUGUGAAAUUAGAGCCCAAAGUGAUCCCCCUCGAAAGACAGAGUGCCCCGUUGUCGCCCUCGACCACUUCAUCAACCACCACUACCACCACCGCCGUGAUACCUAAAAUCCCCAAGAUUCGGUUAGACUCGACCUUGGGUAAUGGUUUGCUUCCCUUGCCCACUAGUCAGCCACGUGGUAACGGAUUGCUUCCCACACCUCGCACCCGGCUUCCCUUACAGCCACGACCAGUGGCACCUCAAACUCUUUCAUCCAAUCGGACUGUCCUCAGUCAAGAUCACCGUCCACCCCGCCAUCCUUUGCCAAGUCGAGGUCCGCCCUCUGAUUCGCAGAACUCUCCCUUUUACAUGCACAAACAGUUUUCUACGUACGGUGAAUACCGCAAAUGGAAGCAAGAGCAAGAUCGCCUCCAGUUACGUGAACAACCCGAGGAUCCGGUCCCUGAUUCGACUACCAACGGAGAUGCUUCCAAUAGCGAGCGAAACCAAGCCAUUGCCAGCUUUAAGAUUCCAAAAAAGAAGCGACUCAAUUCAGCCGAUGAGCCCAUGAGUUCCAAAAGCUUUGACGAGAGCCAUGAUGAAACGGCCAAAGAGAGCGAGUCCGACCAAUCGGAAAAUGAAUUGAAGGUCAUUGAGAACGAGGACAGUCAAAGUGAGAGUGAAGAUCCGUCUUCGCCGUCCAGUCAGAAACCGAAAGCCACCCACACGGAGGCCUGCCUUGGGUCCAAAGAUCGGACUCAGCAAAUGCUCAAGAAUAUCGUCGCAGCUCUAGAGCCAGAGGAGGCCAAGAAGUUACUUCAAAGGGCGAAUGAUCUAGAAAGUGCCGGGAAACUAAGUCUGAAACAAUUGAAAUAUCUCUUGGCAGACGAUUCUGAUUCAGAUGAGCCCACUCCAGAGUCGAAGCCGACACUGAAGAAAGCUCUAGUCCCCGAGGAAAGCUCUUCAAAGCAGUCGGUAGUGCAUCCAUCGAGUGGUAAACCGCAAAAGAGCUCAACAAAGCAAAGUGUUCGACGAUCCAGGCGAUUGUUGGAACCCGUGGAACCUGCUGUGAAAGAUCAAAACAUCUCGAGUUCAAGCGUCACAUCCGAGGUCGUUGAUGGUUCUAAUAAAGACUCGACGGACAACGAAGAUAAUGUUGACGACGAUGAUGAUGACGACGACGACGACGACGAAGACCAACUGGUGAUUGAUGAAGGUGAUACUAGUGUCGGGAAGGAUGAACCCCCAAGUGAAGGGGCUACACCUCCAAGUCUUGAUGCUCUCUCCUCUCCUCCACCCCCUUUGAAAAGAAGGGGAAGGCCGCCCAAGAAAUUGAAACUAGAUCCAAUUGCAAAGAUAGAAUCGAAAGGAAAGGAAGUUGACAUCAAUGCUGAAACUGACCUGGAAGUGCGAACAACAAGAAGUCAAACCGGGCUCAAAGUUGAUGGGUCGGCUCCUAAAAGUAAGACCUGGUUUCCUGGCUCACUUAAUGUCAAGACUGGGUCCCGAAAGAGACCUUUUUCAUCACCAGAACCUCCUCCUCCUCCUCCUCCUCCUCCUGCUUCCACCGUGGUGGUUAAAAAAGAGCCCAAGGAUCCGGAUUUGAGUGUUUUUACUGGCACGGAAGAGAUCGUUUUUAAACGGCGGGAGUUCAUUAGAAAAGACUUUGAAAACGUCUCCAAUGUUCGAAGCAGUGUCAAAACUCGAAUUGGGGCCCUUGAAGGACUUUUGAGUAAACUGAACGAUGAGACCAAUGACGCCCCGAAAGAAGAUCCAAAGCCAAAUGCGAUGACAAAGGCCACUCCAGAAGUCGAAAAAGUGUCGACUGAUAUCGUCGAUCUUGGACCCAUGAUAGUGACUCGAUCCCCAAACACUUACACCAAUCACAUAUCAUCUCUCAUUGAUCAACUCAAAACCAACGUUAAGAGUAUUCCAGAUGAGCGGGAGGAUUUGAGCGGAAAUCCCGUUCAAAAAGUGGACUUACUGACAUUAGUCAAGGGUUGGCAAGUGGAUGAGAUCGUAUUUAAGGCGGAAGAGAGCUCAUUGCUGGCUCCAGAUCCACAUCACACCUCGUUACCGGCCGAUGAUUCCACGUUUGUGGCCUCGUUUAGUGCUAAAUUAGAAGCAGAAAGGCAUAGCCCCGACAAGUUGAAGGACGCCAAAUUAGCCCAAUUAGGGCCGGAAUGUAUCAGUGACCUCUUCAAGUGUGCCGCGUCCCAUUGUGCUUUCAGUAGUGAUGACGCCGCCGAGUUCCUUUACCAUCUGGAUCACAUUCACGCGUGCAAGCCUGAGCAGAUUGAUGGCGAUCAAUGUUUGGAAUGUGUUUUAUGCUUGGAUCAAUUCUUCACCUCCGAAAUGCUAGUGGGUCAUAUCGUGCGCGCCCAUGGAUCGGCCAAAUUCCAAUGUCCCUAUUGCUACUAUCGUUGUGGAUCCAAAUUGAGUUUGAUGGUGCAUCAACAGAACCUUCACCCGGAUUCCAACCACGGCUAUUUCGAGUGUCGAGGCAUUUUGGGGGGUGAACAAGAGGACGAUGAUGAUGAGGCGGCACUGCCUCUUUUCACGUGCAAUAAGUGUGGGAAACUCUGUGAAAGUGAACUCGACUUCUACACCCAUUUAGAAGUCCAUGAUCCCAUGGGCAAACAGUCAGAUUUUGUGUGUCCACAUUGCAGUCGGUGUUGCUCGAAUAUCCAAGAGUUUGUGUUCCAUUCCAUACAGACCCAUUGGGAUCAGCCGUUGAAGGUGCUGUUCAGGUACUUUGAUCUUCAUGCGAGAAGGCUGUUGGAAAUUGAAAAAACCUCGGCCGUUUCGAGUGAUGAGUAUGAUGUGUGCGAGUAUGAUAACGAGGGACUUGAUUCAUGUGAUGACCUGCCCGAGCACAAAGAGACUCAAGUGGCCAAGGAGGGUUUCAAGUCAGUGAGCAUGGAAACCGUAGAUGGCCUUGAAGGCACAGAUUUAUUCCAAUGCGGAGGUAAAAACUGUGAUUACGCAGGCGAGCAAGUGGUUCAAUUAAAGGAUCAUCUCGUCACUUGUCUCAUGUCGCAAUCGUCUCUGAGUUGUCCUCACUGCGAUAUGAGCUUCAAGCAUGUUCCAACUCUGCUGGAGCAUCUGAAAACGCAUGGUAAGAAGCGCUAUUCUUGCAGUCUUUGCUCCUUCCGAUGUUCCAUUCCAAUGGUGGCCAGAAAUCACGGCCGAACCGCCCACAAAGUGACCAGUCUGAAGGUUGUGCCCCUCAUCCCCGGCAAGAACCACCCCGAACGAGAUCUCUUCCUAGUCACGCCUAAGCACGCCCUCUCCAAAGUAGGCUCGCAGCAAGAUACGUUCAGUCCGAGUGAGUUGUCAAAACUCUCUCAAAGGUGUUCCAUGUCUCGCGUCUUAUUGAGAUGUGGGGAUUGUGAUUUCUCCACCAAAGUGCGCAAGAAUCUAGAGAAGCAUCUCAAGCUUCAUUUGAAGCGCGCUCGCGAACCGCCCACCAUCACGCCCAUCAAUCCGCCUUCCAACGAGGAAAACCAUUCGUUCUCGAAAAUGACUCCGCUCAUUGACAUUUCCGAGGAGGAGAAGGCCAAGGCUCCCUUGCCCGAAGAAGAAAUGGCCGUGUUGCCGAUGCUUGUGCCGGAGACGGCACGAUUCACUUGCUCGGAUGUGGAGUGCAAUUACAGCACCAUCGACGAUUUCAUGCUUCUCAAUCAUAUCAUGGCGCUCCAUCCCGAACUGUCAGAGUAUCAGUGUCCUCAUUGUCCCAAUAACUUGGCCCCGGUUCCUUUGGACGAUUUGGAGUUCCAUCUUCGGUGUCACGGCGAUCUUCUAUUCCGAUGCGGUCAUUGUCACUACUUUCAUUGGCAAAAGAGAACCGCCGAGAAGCACGUGGCCGAUGAGCAUCCAAAUAGGAAGCAGUACGUUCGAGACAUUCGAAAAGAAAAGGAACAAAUCGUGCCCGUACCCCUGCCUGUUGAGAAGAAACCGGUGGAAAAGAAACCGGCCGAGCCGUUUGAAUACCGUCCAUACAAGUGCAGUUUGUGCGAUGUGAGUGAAAGUGAGUUGGCUAAGAUCCGAGACCAUUGCCAAAGUAUCCACGACAUGGCCCACCAAUACAAGUGCUCCAUGUGCCAAAUCACCUCAGACUCGAGAGUCGAAGUGGAGAAGCACAUAUUGGAUGCUCACCCUCAGCACGCCAAAAGUGUGACACCGCUCCGAAUGUUCUACAUCGAUCCAUCCAACUCUGAUUCCAGCUUAGAUGAGAAACGAGAUCCAUUGUGGAGUCGAAACAUGUCGGGUCUCAAGCACAUUCGGGGAAUUCUUUACGACGAGGAGCCAACCACUACCAACCCGUUCAAAGGCGACAAGAGCAAAGCCUUUUUCAAGGCCAGUCAUUCGCAAUCAAGUCAAUCAGGUGAAAAUCCGGCUGACAUUGAUUCGAAAGUCAUGGACGAGGCUGAUAAUUUUCCCAUGGAUUGCAAAGAAUGUGGCAUUCAGAAGAAGACCAUCAAAAGUCUCAAGAUGCACAUCAAGCUCCUUCACCUGCGAACUGGAAAGUUUUUGUGCUCUCGUUGUCAAUUCUCAGCCAACAUUCUCAAUUCCAUUCACACUCACUACAAGAUUCAACACCCAGAGGCUCAGAGCAAUCCUGAUUUUGAGGAACGCACCAACGAGACGAAAGUAUUCAGUCACGAGUAUUGGAACACUCAUUGGAACAUCCCGACCUUGCUGGAACGAAAAGCUAUUGUCGAGGAGAGACUGGGUGUGGGGCAGCAGCCACCCAAGAAGAAGAAAGGCCGGCCAAAGGGUUCGACUAAAGCGGCAGGUGUGAUUGGGCCGCUCAAAAGAGGGCGGAAAAGAAAAGAGCCUCCAGAUCACUGCGAAGGAACAUCCUCAACUACGGCUCAAGACAUAGGAAAGAGUUCCGCUACAUCUGAACCGCCCAUUUCUGCAGAGCCUCAACGACCUCAAGGAACAGCAGAUGUUUUGACGACCAAUUCGACACUUGAUAAGAUGACAGUCGCAGAGGCAGCCCCUCUUCCUCCUCCUCCUCCUCCUCCACUCCUCUCAGCACUAUCCCCACCACCUCAGGCUUUGGUUUCCCUUGACGUGGGAGUGGGAUCUCAAGUUUUGGACAAGAAAACCAAGGAGCGGAUCAUGGAGAUAUCUCCCUUUGAACGAACGCCCACUUUCAAGUGUGCAUUCUGCCCCAAAUAUUCUCAGAUCCAAGAAAAGUUGGAGCGUCAUGUACGUUCGGAGCAUUCAGACAAGGGUGGCAAUCCAAGUGAUUUCAAAGUACUAUCGCGGGACCAAGUGGUGGACAUGCUCACGGCCAAAGUGGGCUCCACAUCCGACUACAAGUGCUUUUUCUGUGACGACGUGAUCGGUCCCAUCUACGAGAUCAGGGAUCAUUUCAAUGCCCAGCAUCCCAAUGACAGCCUAAAGGUGCGCAGUUUCGCAGGCAAAGGUGUCAAAGGCUAUUUGGAGUGCCAGUUGUGUGGCCAUCUCACACCGGGUUUUGAGCGGUCCAAACAGAAAGCCCAUUUCCAUGAAGACCAUCCCCUCGAGUCGAGUGUGAGUGCGAGCAAGUAUGUGUCCAAAACUGGUGCUAGGACAUCCAUCGAAAAAGUCGACUUGAGCCGGUUCAUUGGCACCACCAUGUUCUGUCCCAGAGAGGAUUGCAAAUUCGAAGCCAAGACCCUCUCAGCCAUCAACAAUCACUUGAAGAAGCACACUCAAACAUACAAGUGUGGACAGUGCGGCAAGACCCAUAGCAACUUGUCGGAUUUUCAUCAGCACACAGCCAUGAUGCAUGGGGACAAGAUCCCGGAUCUGGUGAAGGAUCCCGAGGCUGAUGCCGAAUUCGAGGCUCUUCGAGGGCUCUUUGAAGCCGAACUGAUUGCUUUGGAAGAGGCCGAUAUCAGUUCGCAUUCGAAACCACCGACCGACAACUCCACCCACAAACGACAAAAUGUGGCCAAAAAGAGCACGAGUCGACAAGGCAAGCGAAGUGUAGCUCGUAAAUCCACCGGAGGAGCUCGCAACCUGGCCCCAUUUUCAAUUUAUGGCUUGAACAUCCAGCCUUUGAACUUGAACGAGAUCUCGACCCGAAUGUCCAUUAGUGGAAUGGAAAUCACAUUGAGUGCCAAGAAAAUGUCGGAACUGAUUCCUUUGGACCCUCGCGUGCUAGUUCGAGACUUGUCCAAGGAGAAACGAGAACAACAACGACGAGAUGAACCAUCCGAACAUGUCAUGGACACGUCAUGAUGAGCCUACUGUUUGCUUUGAUCUAUAAUUUAAGUAUUUAUUGCGCACCAGAUUACCAAUGGAAGUGAUACAAACUAAAUGAAACUCGG
Molecule: messenger RNA, 8282 nt
Organism: Tigriopus californicus
Lineage: Eukaryota; Metazoa; Arthropoda; Copepoda; Harpacticoida; Harpacticidae
Exons: 1
Coding region: 541-8193 (2550 amino acids)
Biological process (GO): regulation of transcription by RNA polymerase II
Cellular component (GO): chromosome
Molecular function (GO): chromatin insulator sequence binding
Source: RefSeq, a predicted model, not a curated record